GUUGCUAUCUAAAGCUAUUCGAGUUACUAGGUUUAAAUUCUUUGUCUUAUAAAUUAUUUAAUAUGGAAACAGAAGCAGACAUCUUUGCAGACUCAGACACAGAGACAGAGAUUGAGUUAACAGACAGGGACAGCGUAAUUACAAUUGUAUGCAGUGCUAGCAAAGAGAAGCUUACAAAUCCCUGGCGACGUAAAUCUCAGUUUAGCCUACAGGCUGAAGUGCGUAUUGAAAAGACCUCAGAGAGCUUACCAGCGCAGAGAGGGGUACUAAUCGAAGAGGGUAUUGUGGAAUAUUCAAAUAUACUCGAUGUGGUGGAACGAACUAUUGAAGUUAUUGGAGACUGCAGCGAUCAAUAUGUGGCGUCCAAUGCGCAGCAGUCGCAAAUCAAGGGAUUUUUGUUUGAGCAAGGCAUAAUGCGGAGCUUUACUAGAGAGCAGCUGCUGUUGUUAGACUAUUCGCAACAGCUGAAAAGUCUGGAAGUCAAGCAAGCGCAACUUAAAGCAGCAUUAAAUCAAAAGAGUGUUAGAGCAGGUUUAGUAGCUAAAUUUUGGGAGUCUGAAGUGCAUGAAGGUGUAAUCGAUAUGUUUAAAUUAGUAGAAGACAUUAAUGAGUUUACAGAAGACUUGGAGAAUAAUCCACAAAGCAUUGAUUGGCAAUUGUUUCGUGCAAAUCUACAAAAAAUACAUCGUUACUACAAAAGUAAUUUGGAAGAAACGGAAGAAGCUCUCGAAACUAACUUGGAAGAUACAGUUUUUACGCCUGAGUCUGAAUUGGCGCUCAAGCUAAUCGAAGCAAAUCAUAAUGCGACUGAUAUACUAGACCCACUGAAUAACAUUAUAAUGCGCACUAGAAGUCUACGCAAGAAUUGGAAGGGCAUCAAGUGUAAGAGUAAACUGCUCUUCAAAUUCUGGAAACUCUUCAAUGCCAAAUAUGAGCAGAGCGAACUGAAGCGUGAAAGGGCCAAUAAUGAAUUGAUGAUUUUGAAAUGGAUGCAGGAGAGCAUACAACGCAAGCUGCAUACGUUCGAGGAGGAAAUUUACACAUCCAAGCAGCAAUUGCAAAAUAAAUGAGCCUCUUUAGUGAAAUUAUGUGUCUGCUCAGGCAACCGCAGGCCCAUUUUAUAAGAAAUCAUCAACAGCUCUUCGCUGCCUUUGCCACAUGGCAAUUUCACUUAUGAGCCGACGUUAACAAUUACACAGAUUAUGUUGGGUACAGGUACUUUGCAUAUUUAAUUACGUAGUUGGACAGAUAUAUACAGACGGUAUUGUUAACGAUGUCUUGUUAUGUAAAAUGCUGUGUGUUUGCUAUAAAAUAUUUAUAAAUUAUCAAGU
Molecule: messenger RNA, 1331 nt
Organism: Drosophila busckii
Lineage: Eukaryota; Metazoa; Arthropoda; Insecta; Diptera; Drosophilidae
Exons: 2
Coding region: 63-1070 (335 amino acids)
Source: RefSeq, a predicted model, not a curated record